AUGACUGCAAUCGUUGAUACUCAUUUUUCUCCUAUCAACAACAUUCAACCGUUAAAUAAUCGAGUUGAUGUUCUGAUCGAUGAAGAUCUACGAGCAAUAGAAUCGAUCUAUUCGUAUUGGUUUGGUGAAAAUAUUAAUACAUGGUCGAAAACGUAUCCAUUAAAUACAAAAUUAUGGUUUAGAGUCGAUGAAAAAGUUGAUCAAGAAAUCAAGGAUAAAUUUGAACAAUAUUUAGCCAGUGCUACAAUACCCGAUAGCGCUCUUUAUCAACGUUGGCAAACAACUCAUCGUGGUAAACUCGCAUUGAUCAUUUUAUUAGAUCAAUUUCCUCGAAAUAUCUAUCGUGGUACAGCAAAAAUGUUUGAAUUCGAUCGAUUAGCACUACAAUUGACUCUUGAUAUCAUUCAAGAUUCAAAGCAUGUCACAAUUUACAGUUUACCUGAACGAAUGUUCAUCUAUUUACCAUUAGUACACUCUGAAGAACUUGUUCAUACGACAAAAGGUGCUGAUCUCAUGAAUGAUCUCGUCACCGAAGUUACUCAACGUGAUCUACGUCGACGAUAUGCUGCCAAUGCACGUGCAGCUCGAAAUCAUCAGCAAGUCAUUGAAUCAUUCGGCCGUUAUCCCCAUCGAAAUCAAUUACUCGAUCGAAAAACAACCGCUGAUGAAGAAAAAUAUUUGAAAGUUGCACGAAAUGGAUUUGUACAAUCCGUUCAAAUAGCACAAACGAAACCGAAUUCACAGAAUUGUACCGUUACACAUGAAGUUCCAUGUUUGAUACCAUCGACAGGUCCACUAUUAAAGAUUCUUGUUCUUCACGGUUUUCAUCAGAAUUCGAACAGUUUGAAACGAAGUGCAAAAAAACUAUUCAAACAACUGAAAGAUGUUGCCACGUUCUAUUUCGCCAAUGCUCCAUUACCUUACAACCCAAGUGGUGAAGUUAAAGAACAAUUAUUAGCCGCCUUCGGCGACGGAAACAUGCCUGACAUUGGCUACCAACGACAAUGGUGGAAUGCAUCGAAAGAUAGCAAAUUUUAUCAUCAUCUAGAUGUUUCCUUACAUUAUAUCGAUCAAUUAUUCAAAUCAGAAGGGCCUUUCGAUGGUGUUUUGGGUUUUGCGCAAGGUGCGUCGCUUGGUGGAAUCUUAUCUGGUUUACAACCGUUUGGAAACGUUUCAUUCGAAUUCGCCAUAUUGAUUUCUGGAUUUGCAUCACGCGCGGAGAGUCACGAACAACUGAUGAAAUCACAGGCGAUAAAAAAUGUUGCAUCGUUACAUAUCUAUGGAAUUAAUGAUGUUUUGAUUAAUAACGAUCGAUCAUUGAAAUUAGCAGAGGCUUUUGAAAAUCCAUUGAUUAAAUCUCAUUCGGGUGGUCAUUUCACGCCAAACACCUGGCCGAACAACGACAUUCGACAGUUUCUACUUGAACAACAAAGUCGUCUGUCCAAUAAGAUCGAGACGCGGGACAACCCUAGCACACAGCAAACUCAAAUGUUGAGAACGUUCGAAGAAAAGCUGGAAGCGACUAUUUCAUAUCAUCAGAAACAAGUUUCCGCAUUACCCGCAAUAGAACGAAAACAGAAUAAAUUGCCUAUUGUACCAAUCGGUCUACCGGCUUCGAUCGAUUCUUCGAAACCUCUCCAAGAACUUAUCGAACAUGUUGAUACUUAUCUUCUCGAUGAUGUGAUGUUACUUGUCUGGUGUCAACGAACGACAUUCCACAAUAGUGAAUCGAAAGAUGUGCAAGGUACCAUCGCGCCGUUCUUUCGAUAUUGGACAUUGCUUUACUUGAAAAAACCGGCGCAAGUUCUUUCGUCGUAUAUAGAUCUCGUGCCGAAAUAUGGCAGUUGGUCGGAUUUGAAGAAUUUGUAUUUGUCCGUUCUGGAAAUGGAAAAAGAAUUUUCUGCUGAAAAGACAUCGCUGGAUAACCUGAAAUAUGCAUGUGUGAAGAUAUUUGGUGAACAAUUGAAACGUGAUUCCCGAGCAGUACUAAAUCAACCAGAUGAAUUAGCUAAUGAGCAAGAAGAACAAAUGAUGACUAAAAAUCAACAAUGGAUUAGCAAUUGUGCAAAAGAAGCACCACGCAUUGCGAAUAAUCCUACAAAUCCAAGUACAAUUAUGGCAAAGGAAAUAGCUAAGUAUAUGAAUCCGAUCGAUACUACAGGCACUAAAAGUGAAAAACAACAACAGGCGGAUAAAGGUUUUUGCUAUCAAAUUUAUAAACGAUUGAUAUCGUCGGUAUGCCAUGUGCUGGAAAAAGCAUCACCUAAUUUCGUAAAUGAACAAGUCCGUUCACGAAGUCGAAAAGAUCGCGCUUUUCGAUAUACGAAAGAACAACGAGAACAACUAUUGAAUGCUCCGCCAUCAUCAUACAUUGCGAAUCCGGAGCCGGAACCUGUUGUCCCAUGUUCUUUGGAAGACUUACAACCGCUGCUAGAACAUUUGGUAAUGAAUAAACCAGGACCAGGCGAAGACAAUCAAUCGAUUGUCUUCUCACGUGGUGCUAUCAUGACGGGUGGACGAUUAGAUUUAUGUAAACAAGUUGUUGGUCCAAAAGGCAUACAACCAUUGCUCGAGGCAAUGAAAUGUAGUUCCGUUGUUAAUCGAUUAUUAUUGGGAAAUAAUAUCGUUGGUCGUCCAGGUGCUGAAGCAAUUUCAGCAUAUAUUCGUUAUAACACAGAUUCCAACAUCGAUACAUGGUAUAUUGCUGGAAAUAAUUUCGAUGGUGAUUGUAUGUCGUUAAUAUGUGAUGCAUUAGCAACAGAUACCAAAGUCAAAGCACUUUGGCUAAAACGUAAUCCGAUAUUAUCAUCUGGUGUUGUUCAUAUUGCUCACAUGUUAACAACAAAUCACUAUUUACAAACAUUAGAUCUACUCAACACUGGUUUACUCGAUGAAGGCUGUGAAAUCUUAUUCAAUGCCUUUCAAUCCAAUCGAACAUUGAAGCAUUUAUAUAUUGACACAAAUGGCUUGACAGUUAAAAGCGGACGUGUUAUUCGUUUACAUUUCGAACAACAUGACAACCAUUUAGAAUCGUUGUAUAUGUCGUGCAAUGCAUUAGGUGACGCAGGUGCGUGCGAAAUUGCUCUUGGUCUUAAACAUGAUCAACGUUUGAAACGAUUGGGUCUUGCAUCGAAUUGUAUUGGCGUUGAUGGUGCGCGUGCGCUAGUGGAUGCUUUAAUUUCACAUCCAUCACUCCAACAAUUAAAUCUCGGUUACAUGAAAGCAACUAUUUUACUUGGUGGAUUAGAUAACGUUCUUGGCGAUGAAGGAGCAACAGAAAUUAGCCGAUUGAUUCGAUUGAAUCAUCAUAUUCGGUCCAUUGAUUUGACAUUCAACGGUAUUUCACAACGUGGUUUGAUGCAAUUGAAAGAUGCGUUGAAAGAAAAUCAAACUUUAACAACAUUGAAAGUACUGCAAUUUGCACAGGUACAUAACGAGAUAACGAAAGAAGAGAUUAGUACAAAACUUGAACAGAACAAAGUCGAAUGGGGUAAACAAAUGCUCGGCACGGAUUCGUUAACGAAAGAGGAAUAUUUACGAAAAGGACAACAACUUAAUGAUGAUAUCAACUUCCCUGAACAUGUCAUGGAAAUUAUUAGUUAUUAUCGAACACAUUAA
Molecule: messenger RNA, 3618 nt
Organism: Adineta ricciae
Lineage: Eukaryota; Metazoa; Rotifera; Eurotatoria; Adinetida; Adinetidae
Source: the annotation of a GenBank genome assembly